AUGCGCUCCGCACUCGGCAUCGGCAUCCUGGCAACGUUGGUGGCAACGGCUACCGCGGCGCUCAACGCCACGAUCUGCGAGUCGCUCGACUUUGCAAAUGCACCGGUCAUUGCCAUGGGCCGCACGCCCAUGACCCUCAAGAGCCUUGUGCAAGGCGACGCUGUCUGCUUCCAAGUGACGCUCGCCGACGCCUCGGCCAAGUGGGUCUCGAUCGCGAUCUCACCCACCGCCAAGAUGGUCAACGAGCCUAUCAACAACGUCGUCGUCUACGACGUGACGCUACCACCCGCGUUGCUCUACACGAUGCGCGGGUAUGAAAAGCACGACACGCUACCGCUGGCCGACCAGUCGCCGCUGCUCGUGUCGCAGUCGAGCAGCGUCAACGGCGUCAUCACGCUGACAUUCCAGCGCAAGCUCGCGGCGGUGGUCAGUUCGGACGUGGCCAUUGACCCGACUGGCGUCACGAUUCUGACGUGGGCUACUGCGGCGCUCUCGAGCUCACGCUCAACGCGGCCCACAACGGUGAUGGCCCACUGCAGACGCUGUACGCGGGUGUCAUUGCCGCUGGCAUUCUUGCGACGAUGCUGGUGCUCGGCCUGA
Molecule: messenger RNA, 600 nt
Organism: Saprolegnia diclina VS20
Lineage: Eukaryota; Oomycota; Saprolegniomycetes; Saprolegniales; Saprolegniaceae
Exons: 2
Coding region: 1-600 (199 amino acids)
Source: RefSeq, a predicted model, not a curated record